This is a messenger RNA of Stegastes partitus (bicolor damselfish), 2663 nucleotides long. It is a transcript of the gene cd99l2, whose product is annotated as CD99 molecule-like 2. NCBI's taxonomy places the organism in Eukaryota, Metazoa, Chordata, Actinopteri, Pomacentridae. The coding region runs from base 118 to 858 and encodes 246 amino acids. The record is from RefSeq and is a predicted model, not a curated record. The transcript is spliced from 10 exons.
GCCUUGAUUGCGGCUUUCACAGGGGCAGGUCUUAGACAGGCUGAACGGCGACAGGCCCGUUGUUUCUGGCUUUAAAUCCACUUGAUCCUGGCUGUGUGUGUCCGUGGAGCAGGAGUCAUGGCUCACCGCUCUCUGUGCGCUCUCUAUCUGCUGCUGGCGCUCCAGCUGCUGCCGCUGCAAGUUCUGACCCAGGGGGACUUCAACCUGGGGGAUGCUGUGGAUGAUGGCACAUCACCAACGGUUGCUACACCAAAACCAGCAGCACCAGCAGGGCCAGCAGGAGGACCAGGAAAAGAGCUUAGUCUUGAUGAUUUUUUUGAUGCCACAACCACCACCAAAGCCCCACCCAAGGUUGUGCCUAAGGUCCCCUCAAGCACCAAGGCCCCAGCCAAGCCCAAACCCAAACCAGCUGCUGAUGACUUUGACCUGAGUGAUGCCUUGGACCCCAACAAUGACAUUGGUGGCAAGGAUAAGAACAAGGGGCAGGGAGGUGGAUUUUCUGACCGCGAUCUCAUUGAUGUGAGUAAAGAUGACUCCUACAAACCCGACAAAGGCAAAGGGGGGCGACAAAGUGGCGAAGAUCAGAUUAACCAGUAUGACGACAAUGGUGAGACCACAGCAGAGGUGGGCACCAUUGCAGGGAUUGCUAGUGCGGUUGCCAUGGCACUGGUGGGUGCGAUCAGCAGCUACAUCUCCUACCAGAAGAAGAAGCUGUGCUUCGGUAUACAGCAGAGCCUGAACACUGACAUGGUGAAGGCUGAGAACCCCGACGCAGUGGUGGCGACAGAACCACAAGUCCAGCAGACUCUCUUGGAGCCGCCCAGUGCUGAGCCUCCAACUGAAGAGAAUGCAGUGUAACACACACAAAGGUCACCCACCUACAUGUGCACCCUCACACACACAAAACGCACAUACACCCGCACACACACACAAACACACACUCACAGCCAUGCUACAGGGCAGACUGUUGUGUAGCAUGUCAUGUUGAUCCUGUAGUUUGUGCUGCAGAAGCUGAGAUUUAUAGUCCUUCUACGCUGAAUGUGGUUUUUAUUCUCUAGCCAAUUAUGGAAUUUUGACAAAUGUAUGUGUACAUAGUAAUUUGUUGUUUUGACGCCACUAGCGAUGUUAGUUUCAGUUAUCUGUGGGCUGAAGCUGCGGUUGUAUCGUUUUGCCCAGAUCCAGACGUAAACGGUGUGGGGGGGCGGAAAACAACACAAAAAGGAGUUGAUCUUAUUGUGUUGGUGAGAGAAACUCAACCGGGCAUCUGUGAGUAUGUGUCAAGCUACUCUGAGUUCACAGAGGUUUAGCUAGUGGACAUUAAACUGGGUUUCAGGUGGAUUACUUUACGACUCGUUAACAUUUGGGACAAUGACGAGUAAGUAACCUGCAGCCUGAUUUUAAACAAAGAGCCUGAACAUUGAGUAUUUUGUGCAGCUAAACUUCAAGUGAACCAGAGAAUGCUGUGACACAUACCCUUUUAUUUUUUAUUUUUAUUGUAAUAAUUUUUUUUCUGUGAAUGAAAGAUGUGAAUUGUAAUCAGGAAUAUCUCAUUUCCUUACUUGUUAUGAAAUGCAGCAGUUUUCCUUUUUUAUUUUUUUGGACAGAAAACUGAUUUUCUGUCAGCAUUUACUUUGGUUAAUUAGAUCUAAACUUGAACAACCCUUCACAAAAACAAGGAACAGAGAUCUAGUGAAUGAGCAACAUUUAACGAUAUUCCCCAGACUCCUCGUCAUAGCCUUGUGGCGACUGAAUGCCUUGGUAAAUGUUGUGAUGGCGUGGAAAUGAUUCACACACGGUUGUCAGCUCAUAGAACCUGAAAGUUUAAUCAUCUAAUGUUGAUAGAGACUAAUUAAUCCUACAAAAUGUGACAUUUUUAUUUAAUUUAUUACGUUUUCAUUUUGCUAUGAGGGUGUCAUAAUGAGUGAUUAGUAUAAUAAUGUUACAUACAUUAAUAAUUCAGGGUCAGUGAACUAUCUAAACAGGCUUAAUCACAGUUUGACCCACUUGGUAUAUGUAUUUUAAAGGCUUCACUGUUAUCUAAGAAAGUCCAUUGCGAAGUAAGGUAGUCAUGGAAUUGGAGUUACUGCAUGUAACUACUGUUUACAUCAUAUGACAGAUCAUUUGUUGCUGCGUGUAGGUCUAUCCACUUCCUCCUCACGUAAUGUACAAAGUUGCCUUAUUCAGAUUUGGAUCCUUUUUGCAGUGAGAAAAAAAAAAACAAGGCAUCUAAACAUUUCUGUCUACAGCCUGUGACUUUUUAUAGUGUAAAUAGCCUAAUAUUAAAGAAUUGUUUCUGUUUUUGUUUUGACUAGCUUUUAAUUAAUUCCAAUGCCUAGUGACUGGAGCCUGGAGGAGUUUUCAAAGUGGGGAUGGCGAAACUCUCAGUGAACCACCCAUCAGCUUCUGUGUAAAGGGCUGGGGCGGUUCACGCAAAAGCAAUUUAAGUUCAAAAGAAGAGUUAAAAGUUCAGAAGUUUGAACAUAGUGCCAAAUAUGGAACAUCAGAUAAGCACUCACCGCACUUGAUGUAAAAAAAAUUUGAUGCUAGCUAAAUCAGUUCCACUGCAGUUUAAGCUUCAAAAUGCACAGCAUGUGCUUUCUCUGUUCAUCUGAAAGGGAUUUUCUUCAGUGGAAAAAGAUGAAAUCUCAGCACUUUGUUCCGGU